Messenger RNA from Capsella rubella, 1380 nucleotides. RefSeq names its product probable flavonol synthase 6. Lineage: Eukaryota; Viridiplantae; Streptophyta; Magnoliopsida; Brassicales; Brassicaceae. The coding region runs from base 3 to 1046 and encodes 347 amino acids. Gene Ontology annotation, molecular function: flavonol synthase activity. The transcript has 3 exons. The record is from RefSeq and is a predicted model, not a curated record. Gene Ontology annotation, biological process: response to light stimulus.
CCAUGAACGUUAAGAAAGACCAACACACAUCUCCACAGUCUCUCCUAGCCGAGACGAACACUAUCAACCUCAAGAACGACCAAAACACAUCUCCAACAUCUCUCCUAACUGAGACCAUACCUAUCAACGUCAAGAAAGACCACCACACAUCUCCACCGCCUCUCCUAACCGAGACACUACCUAUCAUUGAUCUAAGCGAUCCAAGGGAGGAGAUAGUAACAAAUAAACUGGUGAAAGCGAGUGAAGAGUGGGGGGUUUUUCAGGUGGUUAACCAUGGCAUUCCUGCGGAGUUAAUGCAGCAGCUUCAAGACUCGGGGAGGAAGUUUUUCGAGUUACCGGUUUCCGAAAAGGAAACUGUCAGAAAGCCAGCUGACUCCACAGAUAUGGAAGGUUACUUCACCAAGGGUCCAAAUAUUUUUAAGGAUUGGGGAGAUCAUCUGCUUCACAAAAUCUCCCCACCAUCGUCUAUCAACUAUAGAUAUUGGCCUAAGAAUCCUUCAAAUUACAGGGAGGUGACGGAGGAGUACACAAGGAAUGUUAAGAAGCUAACGGAGAAAAUUGUUGGUUACUUAUCAAAGGGGUUAGGGUUACGGCGAGAGGCUUUGGCAGAAAGUCUAGGUGGCGAUACAUCAGUGUAUUUGUUGAGAAUCAAUCACUAUCCGCCGUCGGAGUCAUCAGUCAUUGGAGCACCACCGCACACAGAUAUAUGUGCAAUCACACUUUUCAUCACCGACGAGGUUCCAGGGCUUCAAGUGUUCAAGGACAACCACUGGCUCGAUGUUGAGUAUAUCAACUCAGCCAUCCUUGUCUUCAUCGGUGAUCAGUUCAUGAGGAUGAGCAACGGGAGGUACAAGAACGUGUUACAUAGAUCAGUAUUGAAUAAGGAAAGGACUAGAAUGUCGUGGCCUGUUUUCGUAGAGCCUAAUCAUGAUUUGGUCGUUGGACCUUUGCCUGAGCUCACGGGAGACGAGAAUCCUCCAAAGUUUGAGUCUUUAACUUUUCCAGACUACGUAAAACGUAAGAUCGAAAUCCUUCUUCGUGAUUGAUGGCACCUCACUUACUACAACUUCAAUUAUGAACAUGUGUUGUGACGUUCAAGACUAUGCAUAGCACUAGCUGUUAGUCAAAAGGGUGUGUGUGUUAAGUUUAGUAGUUUCGUUUUGUUAAGAGUCACAAUAAAGAAGAGUCACAGCUCUUGACUUCAAGUCUGUUGUAUUCUAUUUAAGUAGUUUCGUUUCGUUAAGGGUCACAAUAAAGAAGAGAGUCACAACUCUUGACUUUCAAGUCUGUUGUAUUCUAUAUAAACCUGUUGUUGUAAUGUCGAAACGCCACAAGUCGUUGGUUUUCACUUUCUAUUUAAUAAAACAAAUGUUUGUGUUU